AUGGAUAAGAACGUUCGAAAGAUAGAAACAACAAUUUCAUCAGUACAUGUUAAGGAAGUGAAAAGGCGCUCUGAAACAUCUAACCAAGCCAAACAAGCAGGUAUACAGCAAACAGGUAAAAUAUACCUUGAGAUGGAUAAAUUACAUAGAGAAUUGAGUCGACAAAAUUCCAAGAGACAACCAGAUAAGAGAGUUUACGAUUUUGGGAUUGAAUGGGAUUGGGACUUUAUCCCAUACCCAUAUACUGAAGAUUUUCCAGAAAUUGAUAACGAUGAUUCGGAUUAUGAUGAAAAUAAGAGCGAUGAUGUGUUAUUACAGUCAGAAUCGAAGGUCGGCAAUGAUAAUAAUUCUGCACAAAUGUUUAACGUUAUCGAGGAUGCUGAUGAAGUUGGUGUGCAUAAUCAUCAGACUCAUGCCUUAUGGACAGUGUUGGAUUUGGACAUAUAUGAUGUUCAAUUGGACCCGGUGAAAUUUUUGGCAUCGUGA
Funneliformis geosporum is the source of this 486-nucleotide messenger RNA. Lineage: Eukaryota; Fungi; Glomeromycota; Glomeromycetes; Glomerales; Glomeraceae. The record is from the annotation of a GenBank genome assembly.